Molecule: messenger RNA, 512 nt
Organism: Lagopus leucura (white-tailed ptarmigan)
Lineage: Eukaryota; Metazoa; Chordata; Aves; Galliformes; Phasianidae
Gene: ATOX1
Product: antioxidant 1 copper chaperone
Exons: 4
Coding region: 57-272 (71 amino acids)
Biological process (GO): copper ion transport
Cellular component (GO): cytosol
Molecular function (GO): copper chaperone activity; metal ion binding
Source: RefSeq, a predicted model, not a curated record
AGCUGAGCUCAGCGCCCGCCCCUUCCUCCGAGUCGGGAGCCGCGCCGCGCCGCGCCAUGCCGAGACACGAGUUCUUUGUAGACAUGACCUGCGAAGGCUGCUCCAAUGCAGUCACCCGUGUCCUGCACAGACUGGGAGGUGUCCAGUUUGAUAUUGACCUGCCCAACAAGAAGGUGUACAUUGAGUCAGAGCACAAUGUUGACACCCUAUUGGAAACUCUAAAGAAGACUGGAAAGAGCGCAUCCUACCUGGGGGAGAAGUCUGUGCAGUAGCCUGCUGUGAGGAGGCUAGGAACUCAAAACCUGACCAGCAAAUAAGAUGGUUUAAGCUGUUUGCAUAUCUCCCACCUUGCUCUGCCAUUUGACCUUUGCUACCCUGCCAGAUGUCGGAAAGGAGAGAGCUGGCAGGAGGAGACAGCUGCAUUUGGGCUUUAAAAGUGGACAAAUCUAGAGAAGGAGGUUAUAUGCUGUUUCUAGUCCCACAGUAAAUCGAGGUGCUGCUUCUAUCUUUCA